Nelumbo nucifera (sacred lotus) is the source of this 1850-nucleotide messenger RNA. RefSeq names its product putative UDP-glucosyl transferase 73B6. Gene Ontology annotation, molecular function: UDP-glucosyltransferase activity. The record is from RefSeq and is a predicted model, not a curated record. NCBI's taxonomy places the organism in Eukaryota, Viridiplantae, Streptophyta, Magnoliopsida, Proteales, Nelumbonaceae.
UUAGACCGCAUUAUCAUUUGUAUAUAUAUGAUUUAUAUGUAAAAACAAUCGUUUUUCUAGAAUCUACUCUAGUGUCUCCAUUCUCAACCUCUGUAAAAGUUUUUGCUCCGACCGAUCAGUUCCGGAGAAAAGUUGAGUGGAUCCUCCAAAAACUUUCAUGGGUCCAGAAGAUCGUCAACUUCAUGUCUUCCUCUUCCCUUUUAUGGCUCAUGGCCAUAUGAUCCCUUUUAUGGACAUGGCUAGACAAUUCGCGCUGCGUGGGGUGAAGGUCACCAUCGUCACCACCCCCUUGAACGCCAUCCUUCUUUCCAAGACCGUCGAUCGUGAUAGAGAGUUGGGUAUUGAAAUCGAUAUUCACUCAAUCCCAUUCCCUACCAAAGAGGCAGGGUUACCAGAAGGAUGCGAAAAUGUUAAUUCCAUAACCACGCCUGAACUGAGUUCCAACUUCUUCAAAGCUCUAAACAUGCUUCAACAACCGUUCCAGAAGCUCCUUGAAGAACACCACCCCGAUUGUAUUGUUGCAGACAUGUUCUUCCCUUGGACCACUGAUUUCGCCGGCAAACUUGGAAUUCCAAGGCUGGUCUUUCACGGUAGCUGCUUCUUCUCUUCCUGCGUCCCUGAUAGCAUCAGCCGUUAUGCACCCCACAACAACGUUUCAUCGGAAACAGAGACCUUUGUCGUGCCGGGUCUUCCAGACCCCAUAGAGAUGACCAAGUCACAGUUGCCUGAUCACAUGAAAAUCCAGAACGACUUCACAAGGGCUAUGGAGCAAAUAAAGGAGGCCGAGGUAAAGAGCUACGGCGUCGUGAUGAACAGCUUCUACGAGUUGGAGCCAGCUUACGCAGAACACUACAGGAAAGUCAUGGGAAGGAGGGCAUGGCAUAUAGGACCGCUUUCACUUUACAACAGGGAAAAAAUAGGUAAGGCGGCUCAGAGUCGGAGGGGAAACACAGCCUCAAUCGAUGAAAAUGAGUGCUUGACUUGGCUCGACUCAAAGGAGCCCGAUUCGGUUCUCUACGUGUGUUUCGGGAGUGGGCCUAGCUUCAGUACUGAUCAACUAGUGGAGAUUGCAAUGGGUCUCGAAGCUUCUGGCCAUGCAUUUAUUUGGGUGGUGAGGAAGGAUGAGACGUCUGCAGGGUCUGUGGCAGAAGUGGAGCCAUGGUUGCCUCAAGGGUUCGAGGAUAGGGUUGGAAGCAAGGGACUGAUAAUAAGGGGAUGGGCACCUCAGGUUUUGAUUCUUCAGCAUCACGCCAUCGGAGGGUUCGUCACUCACUGCGGCUGGAAUUCCUUACUGGAAAGCGUGUGCGUGGGGGUGCCCCUGAUAACUUGGCCCGUUACUGCGGAGCAGUUCUACAAUGAGAAGCUUGUAACCCAGGUGCUGAGGAUAGGAGUCCCGGUGGGUGUCCAGCAUUGGAAUUCAUGGUUGGGAAAAAGAGAACAUCUAGUGAAGAGGGAGGAGAUAAAGAAAGCGGUGACUCGGUUGAUGGACGGUGGAGAUGAAGCAGCGCAGAUGAAAGGUCGAGUAAAGGAGCUCAAAGAGAUGGCGAAAAGGGCUAUUGACCAGAAUGGAUCUUCUGAUACCGAUUUCACAUCUCUGAUUAACGAGUUAAAGCUGCAUCGAGAUAUGGGUGACAAGUUUGAUCUUUGAUGUCCCUAGCUACUGCCUAAUACACUGUCGAUCGUGGUUUCUUCUUUUUCUUUUUCUUUUUCCUUUUCCUUUUUUUUUUUAAGGAUACUUAGGAUCGCAUUUUCCUAGUUAUCUCAAGUCUCAACGCAAAGAAACGCCUUGAUACGAAAAACUUGUGUACUUCCUCCUCUGUAAUCGAUAUCUCUUUCUUUGCUUUAUCAUA